Molecule: messenger RNA, 2995 nt
Organism: Lymnaea stagnalis (great pond snail)
Lineage: Eukaryota; Metazoa; Mollusca; Gastropoda; Lymnaeidae
Source: the annotation of a GenBank genome assembly
UAUAAAGGGAUAGUCCUGUGGAUUCCUUGUAUUCGAUACAGAUUUCAAGUUCUGGUAAAAUUAGGUAAAUAUUUAAAACAUUCUGUAGUUCUCAUUGGUUCUGUGUUACACAUGGCAUGUUGACAGAAAUAGUUAGCAACGUACAAUAGGACAAUUUGAAUAAUCUUUCAUUACGUUUUAAAAUGUAUUUUGCUUAACUAAAGCGGAAAAAUAAAAUUGUUAGAUAUUUUCAUAAUUUAAGCCAUUCAAGUAAGUAAACUGAGGAAGCAGACUAAGAGUAUACAAUUUUUAAAAAAUGUAUGACUUUUAAAAUCAUUUGCGUUAAACUUCACCUCCGCAUGUGCUUUUAAUGCGUCAUAAUUUCUUUGGGUUUUUUCUGAAAUAGUUGAUGUAAUAAAUCUGCGGUUUAAUAGCGGGUGGGUCCUUAGAACAUUAAUAUAGUACAGGAUCGCGACAACAAUGUGCCGCAACGCUAGUACAGGGGCGCGACAACAAUGUGCCGCAACGCUAGUACAGGGGCGCGACAACAAUGUGCCGCAACGCGCCUUGGGGAGGUUGGGGUCAAGGGUGGGGGUGGAACUUAUUGGGAUUCUUAUAAAAUGUUUUACUUGAUUGUAGGGGUUAUCAAAUCUUCAACCCUAACCCCCAUUACUCGAUGUUACAAUUUAUAAAGGAUUUAUUCGAAAAAAAAAAUGUUUUUAAGUGUAGUAUAAUUGCUCCCUUGAUAUCGUUAUUUAUAUUUGUUAUAUUUAUUUUAAGUUUUCAAAUGAAGACGCAACUCACUUAGGAUUUCAAAAUGUGUAUUUUUCCCGCUUUACAUUUCAGAAAGGAAAUCAACAAUUUCUCGAGUCUCACAGAAUUCCAAGAUGAAAGCCGUAUAUAUGUCGCUGGCGGUGUUGGUUACAUUAGCCCUAACUGAGGGAUGUUACUACGACGGCGUUACAUAUUUGGUAGGUAAAUGUACACAGUCCACACUAUUCAUUUAGUUAAAUGUACACAGUCCACGCCAUUCAUUUAGGUAAAUGUACAAAAUGCACACCACUCAUUUAGGUAAAUGCACAUAAUCCACACCACUCAUUUAGGUAAAUGCACAUAAUCCAUACCACUCAUUUAGGUAAAUGUACACAAGCCACACCACUUAUUUAGGUAAAUGUACACAAUCUAUACCACGCACUUCCCAUGUUUUUGCUUUAAGUUUUUCCAAGGCCACCAUUUCUGUUGCAAGGAAGGCAGACGUGUCAUGGCAGGACAUGUGGCGGCUGUGUAAAAAAAAAUUAAAAAAAAUUAAAAGUACUCAACAACCAAUCUGCUAAAUCAUAGCUACAAAUCAGGAAAAGAGAUUGCAAGUUGUAAGAAAUUUUGUAUAUAACAAUCUACAGCACUACGUAACCUCUAUGCUAAGUCAGUAUCCAUAACUCAAGCGUAGAUUCCACCGUAAAAUCCCCCCUGCGACCCCCCCCCCACACACACACAUCGCUCACCCCAGCUUGAACGUAAAUUCACCCCUAAAUUUAACUAAGUCAGUAUCCAUAACCCAAGCGUAGAUUCCACCGUAAAAUCCCCCCUGCGACCCCCCCCCCCACACACACACAUCGCUCACCCCAGCUUGAACGUAAAUUCACCCCUAAAUUUAGACCUCUCUAAUGUAAGUGUGAAUCUUGAAACCUCAAAUCCAUGACCUUAACGGCUAACGUGAAACCUAUCAAAUCAACAUGAAGACGCGCCUUGUCGAUUAAGUAAAUGCUGCUUCAAUGUCUACACAGCUACCAGUGACAGAGCCGUGUUCAUAGACCAUGUGUUUACAGUCUACUUCAUUAGAGUUUCAGCGCUCACCUUGAUCUUAAAAAGCUCACUUUUAAUUUCAACGGACAAUUUGAUAUUCAAAGGUUACUUCGAUUUUCAGCCAGGUGACCAGUACAACAUGGAUCCAUGCACGUGGUGUACGUGUGGACAAGACAAUGUUCCAUUGUGCAUGGCGGCCUGGUGUCUUAUGCCGCAAUGUGAGGACCAUGUCACAGCAGUUAGAAGGGACGGAGAGUGUUGUCCUCGGUGCCCUGAAGGCAGGUCAGUUCCAAGUUAGAAUGGACGGAGAGUGUUGUCCUCGGUGCCCGGAAGGCAGGUCAAAUCCAAGUUAGAAAUGACGGAGAGUGUUGUCCUCGGUGCCCUGAAGGCAGGUAAGUUCAAUGAGAUGACAAUGUCCAGGAAAGUAGAAGGGACGGAGAGUGUUGUCCUCGGUGCCCUGAAGGCAGGUAAGUUCCAAGUUAGAAUGGAUGGAGAGUAUUGCCGUCAGUGCCCUGUAAGCAGGUAAGUUCCAAGUUUAAAUGGACGGCAAGUGUUUGUCCUCAGUGCCCUGUAGGCAAGUUAGUUCAAUGGGAUGGCAAUACCCGGAAGUUUGAACAGACGAGAAGUUCUGUUCUCGGUACUCGUUAGGCAGGCUUGUAGGAAGGCUUGUAGGCAGGCUUGUAGGCAGGCUUGUAGCAUCUCUUGUCAUAUCUAUACCUUAUUUGUAUCAUACUUUGUAUAUUCACAUGACAGUUUUUCCACAAUUUUCCCCAUCAAUAGACCAUAAACAUUUCUUUCAGACUGUUGACCAAAUGUUUUGUUUUUGGAACGAAAUUUUAUCCGAUCAGAAACAAGUAUGCUAGAAGUUAAAAAAACAACACACAGACACACAAAAAAAACGGUUCUUACAAAUCCAUGGACUUCAGACUGUCUCUAAUACUGGGCCUGGUUAGUGGCUUCUCAUACGGACAUCUUCAGUAUGGCUUCAACUUCACCCAAGAAUCAGAUUAAUUGACAGCAUCGUUUAAACAUUUUAAAUAUCUUGAUUUUAUUCUCUUAAUGUUAAGAUAAAGGAAUGUUGAGAAUGGAAUUGUUUCACUAGUUUACAUGAUAUUUUAACGUUCUCUUUAUUCAGGGAGAUGAAGCCGUAAUCCAAGGGAACCCUCCUAGCAAGGGGACAUUCCGAUCAACCUCAACAAGAAAGAAAGCCGCC